Molecule: messenger RNA, 687 nt
Organism: Strongylus vulgaris
Lineage: Eukaryota; Metazoa; Nematoda; Chromadorea; Rhabditida; Strongylidae
Source: the annotation of a GenBank genome assembly
AUGCUACCCAUUCACUUUAGGACAGGAAAUCUUUUUCGUCUAUUGGCUCGACAUCGCGCUUCUGUAGUUCUGUUCUGCUUCGCUGCCAGCUGUGUAUUCAGAGGGACAGUUUUCUUUGAGGUGGCGGUGGUAUACAACCCACGGUGUAAUGGCUUUUCAAGUAUGGGAUUAGCGUCGUCGCGGCUUUUCGCUGAUCCUCUUUAUGACGCAAUUUGGAAAUUUUGGAUACGAAAGAUUGUUACAGUCUUCUUGCCCUUUAUUGCGCUGGCCUGGUUUAACCUAGCCAUCGUGCUAAAUGUUCGGAAGAGCGAUCGCGAUCAAACAGUCAAGGCUUUGGUGAUGUUCACAACUGUGGGCACUAGAGCGGAAGUGACGAGACUUCGUUCACGUCUUCGCACUGUCACUCGAAUGCUAGUCAUGGUGGUGUGCUGCUACCUCGCCGCCAACAUCAUCGACGUUAUGGUCGCUUUUUGGGAGACGAUUGAUAUAGAAUCUCUGCUUGCAAAUGAAGGAUUCUACGCCGUGACGACUGACAUCUCCUCGUUUUUGCCAAUUUUAGCCUGCUCCUUACGUCCGCCCAUAUAUAUCAUUAAUGACAAGCAGAUCAGAACUGAGGUGGGUGAAAAUGCAAUCCACAUAGAUAAGUCGAGAGUCCAUCAUAGCAAAAUGCAUGUUAGUGUUGUUUAA